AUGCCACAGGAGAAUGCGAAAGACACGGCGGAGAAAGAGAAAGUGAUGCGGUCGCGGCGGGGAACGGUCGACACGGAGCUGAGUGCGCUCCAGAAUUCUCUGGACAUGGACGACGCGCCGUACAGAGCGCGCCUUUAUCAGCUGUUCGGACUCAUCGAGAAGGAGUUCGACGGUUUGUAUGCGGAGAAUGUCGCAUGUCGGUUCAAUCUCACUUUUAGUUUCCCCUUGACCCAAUUCCAGUUUCAGUGCGUGCUCGAAUCGUUCAAUUGACACAAACUGAAGGCGAAGUGGCGAAUGUGGUUGCGCAGGAAGUGUUCGGAGCCCAGGAAUCGGCCAAAUCCGGUCGGAAGGCCAUACAAAUGGGCCAGAAACUCCGGACGGCUCUCCGUGGACCACCCGUCUUCCGCGAUGGUUCCAAGUUCCGACUGAGCCGACUGCUCGAAGGGCACAAGGACGGAGUGUGGCACGUGGCUGCAGAUUCGGCGAGAAACGUUUGUGCAAGUGCGAGUGCCGACCAGACCGCCCGCGUGUGGUCGCUGGAGAACGGCUCCUGUCUGGCCACCUACCUCGGACACACCGGAAGCGUCAACUGCGUCGCAAUUUCCACAAACUGCGCGAUAGAAACAUCAGACGGAUCCGGCCCGGCUGCUGGACUUUUACUGGCAACUGCGAGUGGAGACGAAUCGACGCACAUUUGGAGAGUUCCGAGCAACAACGCCCCGCUGGAGCACAGUUCGGAGGAAGAAGAAGAGCAUCACGGAGGGGGCGGCGAUCCGAACAACCUGCUCGGACUGGAGCAUAAUAGAUUCUCAUCGACGAACGAGAAAUCGGACGGGCACCGAGUACGUGUCCCUGUGAUGAGACUGACCGGGCACCGGGCGCCCGUUAGUUGUUGUGAAUGGUUGGCUGGAGGACAGCAAAUGGUGACUGCUUCAUGGGACAGAACUGCCAAUGUUUGGGAUGUCGAGAAGGGAGAAGUCGUCAACAUUCUGAGUGGUAAGCAAAUGGCUUCACUGUGUUCGCAUAGUAGUUUCUUUGGUAAUUUCAGGCCAUGAAAGCGAGCUGAUUCACUGUGCAACGCAUUCGAACCACAAGCUCGUGCUCACUUCUUCCAAAGACUCGACGUUUCGUCUCUGGGACUUCCGCGAGUCGAUACAGUCCGUGGCGGUGUUCCAGGGGCACCAGGACUCGGUGACUUCAGUCAGCUUUAACACCGACUACCGCAUCGUCUCCUCGAGCGACGACGCCACCGUCAAGAUUUGGGAUCUCCGGAACAUGCGUACUCCGCUCGCCACAAUCCGUCUCUCUUCUCCAGCCAAUCGCGUGGCAGUCAGUAAAACACACGCAGUCAUUGCCGUCCCGAUGGAUAAUCGCCACGUCAGAGUGUACGAUCUCAAUGGAAAUCGCCUUCCGCGAAUGCCGAAUCGCCGGUGCCACGAGCGAAUGGUCACGUGCUGUGCUUGGCUCGACGAGCAUCCGGCCAACAACCUGCUUACUGCCGGAUUCGAUCGAAUGGUUGCCGCGUGGAAGGUGAACACUUCCACCUCAUAA
Molecule: messenger RNA, 1551 nt
Organism: Caenorhabditis sp. 36 PRJEB53466
Lineage: Eukaryota; Metazoa; Nematoda; Chromadorea; Rhabditida; Rhabditidae
Source: the annotation of a GenBank genome assembly